Messenger RNA from Solanum dulcamara, 1481 nucleotides. RefSeq lists its product as uncharacterized. The coding region runs from base 230 to 1150 and encodes 306 amino acids. Gene Ontology annotation, biological process: U6 snRNA 3'-end processing. Lineage: Eukaryota; Viridiplantae; Streptophyta; Magnoliopsida; Solanales; Solanaceae. The record is from RefSeq and is a predicted model, not a curated record. Gene Ontology annotation, molecular function: 3'-5'-RNA exonuclease activity. Gene Ontology annotation, cellular component: nucleus. The transcript is spliced from 5 exons.
CUUAUAUAAUUUCAAUUACUAGUGGUCUUCAGACCCUUAAUUGAUCUUCAACAUCCAACUUAGUAACUUAUAAUUUUAAUUACCAGUGGUCUUCAGACCCUUAAUUGAUCUUCAACAUCCAACUUGGGGCAACACUUACAAUUAGUAACUUAUAAUUUCAAUUACUAGUGGUAUUCAGAGCCUUAAUUGAUCUUCAGCAUCCAAGUUAGGGCAAAACAAAAGGAGUAAUAUGGAGGCCCUAAGAGCCUCAUACGCAGACGGUUCUUCUGACUCCGACUCUGAUUCCGACUCCAAUCCACAGCCGUCGUCAGCUUCCACAUCACUUGCCCCUCUGCCUCCACCUCCUAUUUCACUUCUUCACCCCCCCAACUCUCUCGGUAACUUUCUUUUUCAAAACCAAGAAAAAUCUAUUGAAGACGAUUUAUGCUCACUAAAUGUUUGCUUUUUUGCUUCUCAAGUUCAUUUGGACUCCGUGAAUCGUGUUCGAACCUUUCCUCACAUUGAAGGCAAUUAUGCUUUACAUGUCUACAUCCCCGUUCAUAUACCAUCUGCAACAUGGAAGGAGCUGGCCAGUUUUCUGAAGAAGGUCACAUCUCUUGUACCUACUCUACAUGCUGUGGAUAUUGAUGUACCAUUGAGUGGUCUAUUGAAGGAUAAAGACCUGCUUGAAAAACUGGUGUUGGGUAGAGAGUUUCACAUUAGUUUGGGAAGAACUGUCCCACUCCGUGUGCAUCAGAUUAAUUCCAUGGUCUCCAUGCUUCGGCAGAAGCUUCAGUUUCAGAGGAGGUAUUUGAUAGAUUUUAACAAAUGGGAGAUCUUUGUCAAUGAUGAUUCAACUCGCACAUUCAUGUCAUUGGAAGUUGUAGCAGGUGGCUUGGCACAGAUAAGAAAGCAAAUCCAAGCUGUUGAUGAAGUCUACAAACUUCACAACCUUCCAGAAUUUUACAAGGAUCCACGCCCUCACAUCUCAAUAACUUGGGCAUUGGGGGAUAUCAGGGACACCCUGAAGAGAAUGGUGGAAGAAGAGAUGAAGAAAUACAAAGCGGGUUCAAGUUCACAGCAGAAAUGUAUUUUCACAAGUAAAUUUAGUGGCAUUUUGUGCAAAAUAGGCAACAAGAUGCAUGAAAUCUGCAAGUUUCAGGAAGAAUAACAGUUGUUUUUAGAUUCCUAGUUAACCUUCUCAGUUCUAACUAACUAUGCAUCUCCCAGAUGGUUAAUUAGAAGAACUAGUUAUUGUAAAAAGUCGAACUGAGCAAAGAGGAGAAAGGCAACGAUUGUUGAUAGGCUUGUUGUUUUAAAGAAGAUAACAAGAGAAACGCUCACUCUGUUCUAGAAUCUCUGUCCAAUAUGUGCUGAAAGAAGAUAACAAGUGAUGAGUGUAUAUUCCCACAGCAUAUCAAUGAUGAAGCACCUCUCAAAAAGGUUUGACAUCUCUAAUUUUAUCAGUUUUAGAUUCAUCAUUUGAGAAAACUUUUAUGUGA